UAUCGUAAAGCAAGUAUGUUUGUCUCAACGCGGAUCGUUACCAUAGCAACAGUGAAAAUGGCAACAACUAUGGCGGCCGGAGAAGAACGUGCUGCUUCUGAGGUUCUGAGAGCGCUUGCUCGACAUCUAAACUGUCUCAACGAAGACAGCAAAACCACAAGAAAACGAGCGCUUGAAGCAAUCAAAAGAGAAACUAUUGAUAAAGGGCUUUCGAGCGGCGUGUUGCAGGAGGUUUUCACGUGUCUGCUGAAGUCGCUCCUGAAAUGCCUGUCAGAUCCUAUGGAAAGAUGCAGAGAGACUGCCAUACACAUGCUUGGAGAUUUUAUUCGGUGUGUUCCUCAACCGGAGGAUUCGUUGCCUUAUCUCAUGCCCGCUUUGACGCAGCGGCUCGGCGGGAAAGAGAUCCUGGAGCCCGCGGAGGAACUUAGGCUGUCCAUGGUGGAGGUUCUGACUCUCACAGUGGAGGUGUGUGGCAGGCACCUAGCUCCCUACCUCGACGAUAUGAUGAAGAUAUUACAGAGAACUAUUGUCGACCCUUUCCCAGACGUCAAAAGGGAGAGUUGCAAAUGCACUGUUCAUUUUGCAAAAAGUGUGCCAGAACAUUUCCACAUGCAGGCAGAGAGCCUGGUCAAGCCCCUGAUGCAGACCAUCUCCCAUCAGCAUUCCCGUGUGCGUGUGUCCACCAUCGAGGCCACUGGAGCGGUCAUCCAGUACGGCACGGGGAAGAACGUGGACGAUGUGCUCUCUCACCUGGCACAGAGGCUGUUUGACGACUCACCACAGGUGAGAAAAGCUGUGACUGUGGUUGUUGGUGACUGGCUGCUCCACCUGCGAGACAGAUACUCCUACUUCCACAAGCUCAUCCCCCUCCUACUGAGCAGCCUCAGCGAUGACAUCCCAGAGAUUAGUCAACGAGCUGCUGACCUGUGGAGGCAGACAGGCGCUCUGUGGGAGCAGGAGAAUGAGGAUGACCUGAAGGACAAGAUGGACUUCCUCCUGACCCCACCUGACCUCUACCCUGCUGGAGUGGCGCGUCCGGGCCUGGGCUGCAGGGAGCUGGUGGUGAGGAACCUGUCCAACCUGCUGCCGGCGCUGGCCCGCGACGUGGUUGACUGGGUGGCGGGCACGCGGGUCAAGACGGCCCAGCUGCUGUAUGCCCUGCUGCUGCACGCUGAGGACCACUGCACCCAGCACCUGCAGCUGCUGCUCUCCACGCUGUACCGCGCCUGCAACGACCCCGAGAGCGACGUGGUCACCAAC
Salvelinus fontinalis (brook trout) is the source of this 1260-nucleotide messenger RNA. Its product is annotated as dynein axonemal assembly factor 5-like. The record is from RefSeq and is a predicted model, not a curated record. Lineage: Eukaryota; Metazoa; Chordata; Actinopteri; Salmoniformes; Salmonidae. Gene Ontology annotation, molecular function: dynein intermediate chain binding. Gene Ontology annotation, biological process: outer dynein arm assembly; inner dynein arm assembly; cilium movement. Gene Ontology annotation, cellular component: cytoplasm. The annotation marks the transcript as partial. The transcript is spliced from 5 exons.